Messenger RNA from Cryptococcus wingfieldii CBS 7118, 2343 nucleotides. Its product is annotated as ribosome biogenesis protein ENP2. The transcript has 5 exons. NCBI's taxonomy places the organism in Eukaryota, Fungi, Basidiomycota, Tremellomycetes, Tremellales, Cryptococcaceae. Bases 1 to 2343 code for a protein of 780 amino acids. Gene Ontology annotation, biological process: maturation of SSU-rRNA from tricistronic rRNA transcript (SSU-rRNA, 5.8S rRNA, LSU-rRNA). Gene Ontology annotation, cellular component: nucleus; nucleolus; 90S preribosome. The record is from RefSeq and is a predicted model, not a curated record. Gene Ontology annotation, molecular function: protein binding.
AUGUCCGCCUUUCCCAAAGUCUACACCGUCAACGGCCCCUCCUCCACCUCCGCUUCUGCCCUCCCCUCCUGGCUUGCCGUCAAAUCCAAGCCUACCGGCAAGCACAAGAAACGCACAAAAACCCAGCACACUGUCGGCGACCUCGAGCUCAUCCAAGACUUCAAAUUCCCCGGCCAGGCGAUCAAGAUCAAGACGACCGAAGAUGGGUUGCAUGCGAUUGCGACGGGGACGUACAAGCCCAUGAUGAAGGUGUGGGAUCUGGAGGCUUUGACUGUCAAGUUUGAGAGGGUUACGGAUGCGGAGAAUGUGGAUUUUGUGAUUCUGUCACAAGACUGGACAAAGAGUUUGCAUCUCCAAAGAGAUCGUUCCCUGCAACUACACACCCAAAUGGGACUCCACCACACUGUCCGCCUACCCAUCUAUGGCCGUGCCCUCGGCUACCACUCCCCCUCCGCCGACGCCAUCAUCGGUGCCACCGGCAACGAAGUCUUCCGCUUCAACCUCGAAGAAGGCCGAUACAUGACUCCGCUGAGAAUAGCGCAAAACUGGGGUGACGGAAACGAGGACGAUGUGGAAGGUGUGAAUGUUGUCGAUGUAAACCCGAGACAUGGUCUCUGGAGUUUUGGACUGGAUGGAGGAGGAGGUGUCGUCGAGUUUUGGGAUCCCCGAUCCCGCUCUGCGCUUACCCGCCUUGUCCUCCCAGCUAAGGACCUCCUCCCCGCACAAUCACACGACCCCAACGCCUACAUCCCCGCUCCAUACCAAAAACUCUCCGUCUCCGCCCUCGCCUCCCACCCCACAGAUGGUCUCUCCUUUGCCGUCGGUACCUCCACCGGCCACACUUUGCUAUACGACCUCCGAAGCCCCACGCCAUUUGCCGUCAAGGACCAGGGUUACAGCGAGCCCAUCCGUAAAGUCGACUGGCUCCGAGGCGGCGGUGCGCACGAAGACGGCGGCCGCGUCGUCAGCUCCGACAGCAAAGUCAUCAAAAUUUGGGACAAGAACGCUCCCGCAGACAACCAACUCUCCCUCCACCCCCCUGCGUCCAUGGUGGACCUGCACCCCGUCCCGCAGUCGGGUCUGAUGUUUGUAGCGUGCGAUGCGCCGCAGCUGUCGUCUUACUACAUCCCUGAUCUUGGGCCGGCGCCAAAGUGGGCGAGUUUCUUGGAUUCUGUUACGGAGGAGCUUGGGGAUGACUUUACGGGUGGGGCGGGGAAGAGUGCUUAUGCGGAUUACAAGUUUAUCGACAAGCCCGAACUCGAGACCCUCGGACUCACCCACCUCAUCGGUACCCCCGCGCUCAAGCCAUACAUGCACGGCUACUUCCUCUCCCUCAAACUAUACACCACCGCCCGACUUAUCGCCAACCCGCAGUCAUACGACGAGCACCGCGACAGGAUCGUCAACGAGAAGCUCAAGGCGAAGAGCGAGUCGCGUAUCAGGGCGAGGAAGGAGCAGCCCAAGGUCAACAAGGCGUUGGCGGAGAGGAUCAGGAAGGUGGAGGAGAGGGAGAAGGCUGUGGAGAAGAAGCGGAGGGAGAGGAGGGAAGCGAGGGGGCUGGCUGAGGGAGAGGGAGAGGCGGAAGAGGAAGAGGAGGAGGAAGAGGUUGAAGGAGAAGAAAAGGCGGAAGGUGCGGCUGGCUUGUUGUCUGAUCCUCGAUUCAAGGAAUUGUGGGACAACCCCGACUUUGAAGUGGAUGAGGAGAGUCGAGAGUUUGCUCUCAUCAACCCCGCCACUGCCAACAACAAUGCCAAGCGAGCCAAGACUGCUGUUGAGGAUGAAGAUGAAGAGAGCGACAAGUUCUCAUCAGACUUGGAAGAUGAUGAGGAGAGUGAUGAAGGGUCUGAGCCUGAGCAAGAGGAAGCGGGAAGCGACAGCGAAGAAAGUGACGACGGCAACUUGCUGUACGACCCCCGUACAGUCAAAGCCGCCGAGCGCCGCCCCAUGCCCCGUCACAAACCCACCCUCAUCUCCGGCGACGUCCAAUCCUCCACCCUCCCCACAUUCGGCCAACGCCUCCACUCCCAAGCUUCCAAAUCUUCCAAAUCCUCUGCCCCGGCUCACGACCCCUCUAUCCUUGCUAUGCGCAAGGCGGCGGACGGUGGUAUGGAAAUGUCCUUCAUUCCUUCUUCCAACUCUAGAGGCAGGAAGGGCGGAGAUGAGGAUGGAGAUGAUCAGGAUGAGUACUCUGGAGGGACGAGGAGGAAGGAUAGGGUGGAGAGGUUUGGUGCGGGGAUGGAGAAGGGUGGGAGGGAGGAUGAAGAGUUUGAAGACAGAGGAGGAAGGACACAGAGGAGGAGACCGGAUAGGAGUGCUUCGAAGAAUGCUUUCAGGCGAAAGUAG